AAAAGAAAAAGUUUGAGAAAAAAUUGCACAAUUUUUACAAAAAGUUCCAUGAAAUUCGCCAAUUUCAUGCUGAUUUUCACCUAGUGACGUAGAUUUUUUAAACAUUCACGACGUGACGCAAAAGUUGACACAAAAAAGUCGCGUGAAAGUUGAAAUUUUUUUAAAAAUUCCACAAUUGUUGUUGUUUUUGGAAUUUUUUUGGGAGAUUUUUGUGAUUUUCUGUCGAAAAAGUGAAGCAUAAACGACUGCAAUCAUAAUUCUGGAGCCGAGUGGGAGCACCAGCCCAUUGGAGCUACAAAUAGCUCCAGAGGAGCAUGGUGACAUCAUAAUCGAACUACCCAACGAUGAAGUCCAACAAUAUCCAUUGGAAAUGCCGAGUCCAACUGUCGAUCCAUUAGAAGUUCAACCAGUACGAAAACGGCAACGACACAAUCUCCUCGAUGUCUCCAAUAAGCCCAUCAUGCCAUCACGGACGAGCGGGCGAAUUCGUGUUAAAAUGGAAGCAGCUGCAGCUGCUGAGCAGCACAAACAGCAAGUUCAACAACAGCAGCAGCUAGAACAAGCUACGACUGAACAGUCAAAGACAACCGUAGGUCCACCAACGAAACCACAAGUUGUAAUAAAGCACAGAAGGCGGAGAAGGCAAAAGAUGAAUGGCGAGUCACUCGGCGAGAUACAAAUUGAUGUAAAAAGACCAAAUUCAGUUCUUGUGGAUACAUCAAUUCGUGCCCUUCUUACCAACUUUGCAUUUUCACAACUCUCACCAGAAAAUCAAAAAAUAUUAGUUGAAUCACUGCCAUUAGUCGAUCGACCGGUGUCAGCAAAUGACAAUGAAUCGAUCGAGUUGAAUCCGUCGAGUAUUAAUAAUGAAUUUUUUAAUCGUGCAUGUAUCGAGUGGCGUGAUCGACUUGCGUAUGGUGAAUUUACAAAUGAACAUCAGACGAAGCUUAAAGCGGAGCAGGAACGAGAUAAAUCAAAAAUUGAUCCUUGGAAGGCGAGGAAUUUUGAGAAUAUUUGGGGUAUUAAGACUAUAAAUAAGGAGAAUUUGGGUAAGAUGCUUGAAAAAAGUGCGAUGGAAGUAAAAGGACGAAUGGAACAGGAUGAUUUUGAGAUUCCGGAAGGAUAUAUUAAUGAAAUGUGGAAAACUGAGGAGGAGAUGAAGCAAGAUCAGCAAAUGCAGGAUGAAAAUGAGCAGCUUGAUGAUUCUGAGCAGCCAGAAGAUAUGAAAGAUGAUGAAGAUGAGGAUGAUGAAGAUGACGACGAGGAUGACGAAGAGGAUGAUAAUGAGAUGAUGGAUCAAGAUGUAGAAGAGGAAGUAGAAAAUACUAACCUUAACACAGUGAUGAUGCCAUCACCAUCACAAAAUCCUUCAGUAUCAACAUCCGUACCAACACCACCGCAGACCGUAACAUCAACCCAACCUGAUAUGAAUGACACGCCACCUAGAGAUUCACCUUCUCCACCACCAAUGCAGAUUUCGACACCUAUCAAGUCACUAGAGCCACCUCUUCACCAGCCAGUUAUUGCCGAGGCAACGAGUAGUGCCGAUGACAUACCAACAAUCUUAGAGAUGGACUCACCUGAACCAUCAACAUCAAACUUUAUUGCUGAUGAUGACGAUGAUAUUGCGAGUCAUGUGGAGCUGUCAAGUGAUGGAAUGCCAACUCAAUGGUAUCAUCAGCAGGAACACGAUUACCUUAAAAAUAUUCCAGAAAUGGAACCUGAAUCAAGUGGAAUGGAUAUGGAAGGUGUUGGUGACAUAAUUGAUGAUACAGCUGGUAUUGAGCUGAUCGAGAAUGAUAAUGCAAUUGAAAGUGUCAUGAAUGAUAAUUUCUCAUCGUCGCCAUCGCCUGAACCUGAGCCAGAGCACAUGCAUGAUCAACCUCAACAACAGCAGCACAUAAUCACAACACCAACAGUCACAAGAAUCACAAACUACGACUCCGAAUUACCACAAGAAAUUUUCCAUAAAAAUGAGUCACAGCAAGUCAACGCAUCCUCAGCAUUUUCACCGAAUAGCGGUGUUUUAAUUAAUAAUUAUAUGAAGCAAGCACAAGAGGAGCAGGCACCAGUUGUGGUUGUAAAUGAUCCAUCAUCACAAUAUAAUCAGGUUGUUAUGCAGGAUGAUCAUAAUGAGGCACAAUAUACAGACACUUAUAUGAUGGAUGAGGCUGAAAUCGAUAGUGGAAAUGCUUUUCAUGAAGAGAUUCGUAUGACAAUGCCCAAAAAUGUUAAACUUGUGGCUUUUCCGUCUGGUGUAAAUUACAUAAAAAACGACAACUACAUUAUUGAAGAGACCCCAACCCAACACAUACCCCAGCAAACAACAUCUACUCCAACAUACCGAACGAAUGGUGCAAAUAUUCAACCACUUCAAAAUUCAUAUUUCGUUGGGGGUGGAAACACAUUCACAUACAUCUCAGACAUAGGCAAUAAAAUUGAAACAUCUGAGCCAACGACGAGAAUUGUAAAGCAGGAUUCGAAUAGUGGUCAGGGUCAGCAGAUGAAGCAAAGGAUAAUUUAUGAAAUAUCCACUGAGCCGAAGGUCUCGUACGAGCAGCCAACACAUCAUGUAACUUACGCAACACCACCUCAACCAGAAAUUUUCCAUAAAAUGGUCAAUCACAAUGGCACAACUACAAUUUACACCGAAUCAGCUGGUCCACCACAAAAGAAGACCAUAAUCCAGCGGAAAAAGCCAAAUGAUCCAUACACCGUCCAAGUAGCACUUCAAAGUGUCACAAAUAAUAAUACAAUCAUUCUCAGACCAAUUGGAAAUUCAACGACACAACAAAUCCAGCCACAACAACAAAAAUCAAUUGUGCAUAUCCAUCGUGCGCCUCAAAUUAUGCAAACAACAUCGCAGCCUGUUCAAUUUUUUACAACAGCACCGCCACAAACUUAUUUGAAGAAGCAGACAGUUAUAAUUCCACAAAUGGCACCAACAUCUGCAAUUAAGACACAACCAAAAUACACGACAGUAAUUCGAGCGCCGGUAGCACCACAAGUCAUUAAUGCACAACAACCGCAGCAACAAAUCACGACACAGCAGCUUGCGCCGGGGACAAAUUCAAAAAUACAGCGACCCAUUCAGAAGCAGAAGGUUAUAAUGAGUACGAGCAGUUUGCAGCAAUAUCGAAGCUUUAAUAAUAAACCAAAUGCACAUGGGUCGAGGAAGCAACUUCAUCCGCAACAUAUUAUUAGACAUGCACCGUCAACGACUGUUAUUCCAACGACAACUGUAAUUCAUCAUUCGAUGGCAACUGAGGCUAAAGGAAAUCAAAUUCCAGUGAUAUUGCCAAGUAAUGGGCCUGAAACGUUCACCCACCAAAUCCCAGUGAGUCAAGUAGUGUCAGCAUCACCGACAGUCGUCACAAUCAAUAGUGCACCCACCAAAAAUAUUUUUGUUCGUCAAAAUCGACCUCCACAGCAGAUUUUUCAGCCACAACACAAUCAACAGAUUUUUACAACAACCCAACCAACACAGGCGACAGUCCUACAGCAGCAACCACCACAACAACUUCACUCACCACAAUUACUGUCACAACAGCUGCAGGCCCAACAGCUGCAAACACAACAGAUGCAACCGCAACAGAUGCAGCCUCAACAGAUGCAACCACAACAACUCCAACCGCAAAAUCUGAACCAACUUCAAAAUCAAUUUUCACAAAAUCAGCAAAUUUCGUUGCAUCCCCGAAUGAGAACUUUGAAUCACCAACGACCUCCACCAGGCUCGGUGAAUUUGGAGCGAAGCUAUCAAAUUUGUCAAGCUGUAAUUCAGAAUAGUCCGAAUAGACAUCAGUUGAAUUGUCAUUUAAAGCCACCACCGACUAGUUUGCUGGGUGGAAAUGCGAUGCAGCAGAAGAAAUUUUGAGAUUCGAAUAGAAAAGUUGUGAAAAUUUUCGUUGUUAAGUGAGAAUUUAAAAAAUGUUGUUAAAAAUGAGAUUCUUUUAGUUAAAUUUUUUUGGGGGGUAAAAUGUGAAUGUGGGGAAGGGGGAGUUAAAUGUGAGAUUUAAAUCAAAAGUGAGAGAGGGAUUGUGAGUUUUUGGAGAUGGAAUUAAUGGAGAAUUUGGAUUUGUUUUCAAUUUUUUAAAAGUCAAAUUAUGAAUUUUUUGAAAUCUUUUU
This is a messenger RNA of Chironomus riparius, 4125 nucleotides long. The record is from the annotation of a GenBank genome assembly. NCBI's taxonomy places the organism in Eukaryota, Metazoa, Arthropoda, Insecta, Diptera, Chironomidae.